CCCGGGCGUCAUGGCCGCCUCGAAGCCCGUGGAGCCGGCGGGCGGCGGCGGCCCCGCGGGGCUGUCCCGCUGGCAGCUGGCGCUGGUGCUGGGCGCGCCCAUCCUGCUGGGCGCCGGAGCCAUCUACCUGUGGGGGCGGCGGGCGGCGCGGCGCGGGAAGGGCGCGAGCGAGAGGAAGACCCCCGAGGGGCGGGCGAGCCCCGGGCCCGGCGGCGAUGCAGGCUCCGGGCAGCCCGACGGGCCCGGGCACGAGGAGAUGAGCCCUCUUGGUAGAGCCCAAGCAGCCAAGAACAAAGGAAACAAGUACUUUAAAGCAGGAAAAUAUGAGUCAGCUAUUCAGUGUUAUACUGAGGCUAUCAGCCUGUGCCCUCCUGAGAAAAACCUCGAUCUUUCUACCUUCUAUCAAAAUAGAGCUGCUGCCUAUGAACAACUGCAAAAAUGGACAGAAGUGGCACAAGAUUGCACAAAGGCCGUUGAGCUUAAUCCUAAAUAUGUAAAAGCUCUCUUCAGGCGUGCAAAGGCUCACGAGAAGCUAGACAAUAAGAAGGAAUGUUUAGAAGAUGUCACUGCAGUCUGCAUUUUAGAAGCCUUCCAAAACCAGCAAAGUAUGUUAUUAGCUGAUAAAGUUCUUAAACUCCUGGGAAAAGAAAAGGCCAAAGAGAAAUACAAGAAUCGUGAGCCUCUGAUGCCCUCACCACAGUUCAUUAAAUCCUACUUCAGUUCUUUCACAGAUGAUAUCAUCUCCCAACCUUUGCUUAAGGGUGAGAAAUCAGAUGAAGAUAAGGAUAAGGAGGGAGAAGCUUCUGAAGUAAAAGAGAACUCUGGCUAUUUGAGAGCAAAACAAUAUAUGGAAGAAGAGAACUAUGACAAAAUCAUCAGUGAAAGCACAAAAGAAAUUGAAGCAAAGGGAAAAUACAUGGCAGAAGCUUUGCUCCUGAGAGCUACUUUCUACUUACUUAUUGGCAAUGCAAGUGCUGCCAAACCAGACCUAGAUCAGGUCAUCAGAAUGGAAGAUGCAAAUGUGAAGCUCCGAGCUAAUGCUCUGAUCAAACGAGGCAGUAUGCAUAUGCAGCAGCAGCAGCCUGUGCUGUCCACACAAGACUUUAACAUGGCUGCUGAUAUUGAUCCUCAGAAUGCAGAUGUUUACCACCAUCGAGGACAACUGAAAAUCCUGCUUGACCAAAUUGAGGAGGCUGUGGAAGACUUUGAUGAAUGUAUCCGGUUGCGACCCAAUUCGGCCUUGGCUCAAGCACAGAAAUGUUUUGCUCUGUAUCGCCAGGCUUAUACAGGAAGUAAUGCUUUGACUGUGCAAGCAGCCAUGAAAGGCUUUGAAGAUGUCAUUAAAAAAUUUCCAAAGUGUGCUGAAGGCUAUGCACUCUAUGCUCAGGCACUAACUGAUCAACAGCAGUUUGGCAAGGCUGAUGAAAUGUAUGAUAAAUGCAUUGACCUUGAGCCAGACAAUGCUACUACAUAUGUUCAUAAAGGUUUACUUCAGCUCCAGUGGAAGCAAGACUUAGACAAAGGGUUAGAACUCAUAAGCAAGGCCAUUGAGAUUGAUAACAAAUGUGAUUUUGCAUAUGAAACCAUGGGAACGAUUGAAGUGCAAAGAGGUAAUCUGGAUAAAGCCAUUGAAAUGUUCAACAAAGCUAUCAACCUGGCCAAAUCCGAAAUGGAGAUGGCCCACCUCUACUCCCUCUGUGAUGCUGCCUAUGCCCAGACAGAAGUUGCAAAGAAGUAUGGAUUGAAACCACCGACACUGUAAAGGAACAAGGAGGAAAUGGCGUUCUAAAGUGAAGUUGCCCACUUCAGCCAGCCCUAAAGACGCUGUUGCAGACCAUGCUGAAUGGUGGAACUUAGUUUUUUCCCGUUCGUGGUGUUGUCAUUUGCUACAUCUGUUAAAUGUUUAGGUGUUGUGGGAGUGGUUGUUCAAGGAAGUAUGCAGUGCUGCAUCUUGUUCCUUCUGCAGCAAAAACCUUAAGGUGUGUUAAGGGAAAUAAAGUUGCAGGGGAACAAAAGGAAGAUAUUUUGGCCAUGCAAAUAAAAACUUCACACUGGUUCAUUUUGGGUGAUUAUGUUGUGGGCGAUUUUUGCUUUUUCAAAUAAUAAUAAUACAGCAUGUGGGGUUUUUUCCUGUUGAUUUUAAAGGUAAUACUAGUCAGUGCUGUAAAAUAGAUUUCUUUUUUAUAUCCUAUUAAUCCUUGAGGGUUGAUUUUAAUUUUACAAAAAGGCAAAAAUUAAUUUUCAAACUUUAAUAAUAGAGGGUUUUUUUUAAAGUCAGUAGAUGUGGAGAGAAUCCCUGUAAAUAUAUGCAAGCAUGCACAAUCUUCCCUUAAAUUCCCUUCCACCUUCUGCAUAACUUAGAAAUAGUCCUGUGGCAGCUAUUAGGGAAUUAAUUUGAUAGUCCUUAUCUUCACCUCAGAAAGCCCUAGAGAACUGAUUAGGAGAGCAAGUAAAAAAGGUUGGCUGGGGAAGGAGGUCAGGUAACACUGCUUCAGCAUAGACUUCACAGGAAGAAAGGCUGUCUUCCUGUGCAGCAGUCCUUACUUGAAUGUCAUGGGAAGUUGUUCUGGAGGGUUCAGAGGGACUUCCAAGAACAGAAAGUACUGCUGGGAGUCAAGCUCCCAAAGGUAAGGUCAUGCUUGCAUAUAAUCUUUGUAAUCUCUGAUGCUUUUGCAUAAAUGUAACAGACCAUCUAAAUUCUCUUCAGUCUCUAGAGCCUGCUGUGUUACUGCUCCUUUUAAGAGCCCCUUUGCAGAAUUAAGUGAGAUAAGGAACAAAGCAUAGGCUAAAACUUCAAAUAAUGGAUUUGGAGUCUGCACUGCUUUCCUUGUUCCAUAGACUUUGUCUUAUCCAAGAUUACAAAUACUGUAGAAAGGAAGCAACUGUGCUGCAAACAGGAGAGGGGCAAAUUGUGGAAUAGUCUUCCUUUAGUUAGGAAUUUCACCCUUGCUUUGGGUGUGGAAGUCAGUCAGUCCAUCUUGCCUCUCCCUGGGUUGAUGUGGCUGGAUAAACCUCAUGCAAAUGAUGUAGCUUAACUUAUGACACACUAGUUUGGGCUUCUUUCCAUCCUGAAAUCAUAGAUUUGUUUGUGGUGAAUUGUCUAAUGUAUUUAAUCUUUUAAAGAAAUUAAUGAUGCUGUAGUCAAACUGUCUUGUUCUGUAGUUGUGCCACCAUACAGCAGCAGCUUGCAUUUUCAACUUGACCUUCCUUUCUCCCAGCAACUACAGUUGAGAAUUCAAAUGGUGGAGAGUAGACAUAAAGAUUUAAUCAUUCUAUUUUAGCUAGCUCAGUAGGUGAUCUGAAAUCAUAGCACUGGUGUAGAAUUGAAGGUCUGGGAAGGUACUGGCAGCUUCUAAGGGCACUGCACGUAACAAGUGUCAAAUGUCUUCUCGAACUUCCAAUCUCUGCAUCAAUUACCUGAGAACAAAAAUAUGCCAGACUGAGGAGUCCUGUUCUCCUGAGGAGUUUUUAUUCGCAUGGCCUUAUUUACAUUGGCAUUUUCUCCUCAUCACCCCACCUGUACCCCAUUCCUUACCCCACCCAAUCAAUUAAGGGAAAAAAGCAUGUGCUGUCAAUUACUAGCAUUCCAAAUCAUCACAGACUUUUGCCUGUUCUUGAACUAGUUUGAAACUGCACUGAAAGGAUGCAUUGUCUGUAAUUUUUUUGUAAAUGACAUAUCACCUGUAAACUGAAAAAAUAAAUACUACCUUCAAGUAUCUCUCUCUGACAUGUAUAAGAACAGGUUUUGAUGGAAGUGUUCUCUGCUGUGGUGAGCUCUGUGCUUAUUUGAUGUUGCUCCAAAUCUAGGACGAACUAGUACUGACUGACUCCUUAUCAUCUUCUCUCACUUCAACCUUUAAGAAUGAGGAGGAGAUGUGGAAUCAACAAAUCUGAUCUUCGCUUGCUUCCAUCACCCACAGAGGUAUGAUCUUGAGAGCUGAACAUUACAGGGGAAAGGAAGUCGAGCCAGGAAAGCUGGGAGUCUGGGUAGCUGACAUCCUGUUAAUGUGUGUAUGCAGGUGGAUCCCUUUAGUGAAAGGGACUUUCUUUAAAUGGCUGAUAGAGCAGAGAUUUUACUUUAAGCCAGGUGUGCACGUGAACUUUGAGAAUCGAGAGCUGAAGUGAAACAAGUAUUAUUGCUAUUUAAAAAAAAUAAAACUGUUGAAAUUAUGUAGGAAUCUUGUACUGAAGACUUGGAUAAACCUGGUGUAUCCUAGAGGGAUACUCUGGGAAGUUUCUUCUACAUACAGUUGUCUUGCAACUUAAUUCUGAUCAUGUAUAAUCCCUGUUGUUCACAGGGACAACAGUCUCAGGCACAUGGUGUGAUUCUUGGGGUGUCCUGUGCAGGGCCAGGAGCUGGACUUCAUGAUCCUGGUGGGUCCCUUCCAACUCAGCAUAUUCUAUGGUUCUAAGCUGUGACUUGAAUUUCUAGGCUCUAACUGCAGAUUGAAAGUGAAGAGGGAACUAACACAUGCUUCUGAAGAGCUGCACUGUAACUUACUCUGGAACUGUCAAGAGCAGCUUAGAUGCUGCUUUAACCAGCCUAGUGGUACUAACACUGCCCAAUACAACAGGCAGUACAGUGUUUCUGCCAUUUCUUUAAAAAGAAUUUAAAUUAUUGCAACUGGAAAUUCUGCAACUAUUUUGGGGUUGUUUGUGGAUGGUUUUCUAUACUUAAAGAAUACUGGUGCACAUGUACAAUAUGACUACUUAAAAGUGCCUGUUUUCUAUCAAUACAGAGGUUGAGUAUUGGCUUCUUUAAGUAUUAUAUCUGAGAUUUGAGAGUGUACUUGUUUUCAUUGAAACCCUCAAAAACUCACAGUCCCAUUUGUAUCACUUAUGAGUGGAGCACACUUGAGACCCUACUAAAUAUCCCACUAAACUAAGGUGCUUAGAAGUCCUGACAGACUGAAGAGGACUGAGCUCAUGUCAGCUCUUGAACUGAGUUCACCAAAGUAGCUUGUGACAGAUUGUCAUCCGUCCUCCAUUUGGGAUUCCAGGGGAGGAGGGUCCAGGCCCCAGUCUGUUGCAGACUGCACUUUUCAUUUUCAAAAUUUCAGUGGUCAACUUAUGAGAGUCCUGCACUACUUUAAUCCUCCAAAGGUAGUAUUUAGUUACUGCUGCAUGUUAAACUAGUAGAGAGAGGGGAGGGAAUGACAGUUUAGGAAAAUGGAUGCAUAAUAGUUACUAUGAUUUAGAAGUUGGAGCCCAGCAAUGGCCAUCAUGGAUGCAGAUUGUUGAGUAUGUGGGAGGCAGUAAUCUAAUGCAGGAGACUUGGCUCGAAUGGUAAAUUGUUAAUUUUUUAAUAUUUAUUUUCCAACAAAUAAAUCUUCAUUUCACUUUA
This is a messenger RNA of Pipra filicauda (Wire-tailed manakin), 5344 nucleotides long. It is a transcript of the gene TOMM70, whose product is annotated as translocase of outer mitochondrial membrane 70. Bases 11 to 1762 code for a protein of 583 amino acids. Gene Ontology annotation, molecular function: protein binding. The record is from RefSeq and is a predicted model, not a curated record. The transcript is spliced from 12 exons. Lineage: Eukaryota; Metazoa; Chordata; Aves; Passeriformes; Pipridae.